Messenger RNA from Aspergillus ruber CBS 135680, 2259 nucleotides. Its product is annotated as transcription factor domain-containing protein. Gene Ontology annotation, cellular component: nucleus. The coding region runs from base 1 to 2259 and encodes 752 amino acids. Gene Ontology annotation, biological process: positive regulation of transcription from RNA polymerase II promoter by galactose; DNA-templated transcription. Gene Ontology annotation, molecular function: RNA polymerase II cis-regulatory region sequence-specific DNA binding; DNA-binding transcription factor activity, RNA polymerase II-specific; zinc ion binding. The transcript is spliced from 6 exons. Lineage: Eukaryota; Fungi; Ascomycota; Eurotiomycetes; Eurotiales; Aspergillaceae. The record is from RefSeq and is a predicted model, not a curated record.
AUGGAGUCAGAGUCACCUCACAUGGACACGACAGCGUCCCAGACGGGCGCCAGCCAGACAGCUGCUGGACAGGACGAAACUGGCGCAAAGAGGAAGGCGGAACCGCAAAACGGAACACCUACGCGCACUAAGCGGAAUCGCUAUAUUUCUAUUGCCUGUAAUGAGUGCAAGCGGAGGAAGAUCAAGUGUAAUGGACAAGUGCCGUGUCAGCGCUGCGGGCAUUUGGAUCUAGAAUGUCGAUAUGCGCCGAAUUGCUGUAACAAUAAUUUCAAGGAUUCCGAGGAAUUUCGGUCCAUGAAGGACCAAAUCACCAACUUGCAAGACCAGGUUAACAGCCUCUUCUCCAACUUGAAUGACCUCCGCAUACAGCAGAGGACGUCUCUUGACCCUCCGAAUUUCGAUGCUUUAUCUCGCGAAGGAUCACAAGUCUUCACGCCUUUGCAGCACGGUUCGGUUAGACCGCGGGUCAGACAUCCCCGGUUUCAGGGCCCUACGAGCUCUGCAUUCAAUUUCGACGUUGCGAGGUCAAGUCUUCAGGAAAUGGGUAUCGCUGCACCAGCAGAAGAUGGGAUAGUUGAUGACUUGACGACUGUUCAUGCCACGCCUGCUGUCUCGCCUCCAUUACAUCCACCUCCGUCAUCGCAGUUGGCACCGGUUUUGAAUACUAUCCAUCCUUCCAAGGACCCAAUAUGGAGUAUAAAACGGGAAGAAGCGCUACGGCUAUGUAGAGUCUACGAGGAAGAGAUCGGGAUCAUGUAUCCCCUUGUGGAUAUCGGGAAAAUCACUCAGCAAGUGAACCUAUUAUACACAUUUAUGGAGGCUGCAAUGCGAACAGGCUUUGCGCAGCGUGGUCUACCAGGCUCGGACGGUCUUCAGGAUGAUAAUACCAAUAUUUUAAAGAUGAUCCUUGCAACGACCCUCGUUGUGGAAGGGAGUGGGCAGAGCGAUCUCGGUUUGCGGUUGUAUUUGAGCAUGAAGCCGGUCGUCGAUUCCAAGCUUUGGCAGCCUUUGGAUAUUAGAACUAUUCAACUAUAUGGCUUGGUGGCAACUUACCAUUUCCAUACGGACGACGAUGCUAUGGCUUACCGUGUGAUCGGUCUUACGGCUAGGAUGUGCCUUGAAUUGGGACUACAUCGACGAGAUGCGUUGAAGAAAUCAUUCCCCGACGAAGGCCAAUGGUCUGAUGUCAGCAAAAUCUUCUGGUCUAUCUACAGCUUGGAUCGACGGUGGAGUUUGGGCACAGGGUUGCCGUUUGUGAUUCAGGAUGAGGAUAUUGAUCCUAAUUUGCCAGAACCGGAUUCAUCGUUGCCAUACCUGAGGUGUAUGGUUUCGUACAAUCGAAUUGGCUCUAAGAUCUGGUAUUCCGGACUAGGUUCCGAAGGCUCUACGGACAUUCGACGUGAUGAAAUCGGUUAUCUUGACUAUCAGAUUCUUCAAUGGUACAAAAACGUACCGGAUGCGUUGAAAUUCUACCCCUUCGACUCCCCGAAGCACGGGGAAUCCGCAAGUCGCGGACUUCGCCGUCUCCGCGUAUUGCUAUAUCUGCGCAUGAACCAGCUUCGAAUCCUCAUAUAUCGUCCCGUCCUCCACUCGCCGGCAAGCAUUGCGGAGGAUCACAGCCACGCUCAAACAGUGAUCGACGUCGCCAAAGACACCAUCCAAGUCCUUACCCGCCUCAAUCAAACCUCCGACAUCUACCGUACGCAACAAAUCUGCUUCAACUACUUCCUCGUUGCCGCUCUAGCAGUCCUUUUCCUAGCCGUAUGCCACGCAUCCACCGAAUUCAACCGCCAGGUACGGGACGAAUUCUACAUGGCCUUGGACCUGCUCAACGGCUUCAGCACCAAAUCCUACGUCUCCAAACGGCUUUGGAAAACUAUAAAGGGCCUUCGAACCAUCGGCGAGAAACUGGGAGUUCUGGCACGUCCAUUUGCUUCAGACUCCAACGACCCUCAUUCAACAGCUGCUGUCGCGAUGGCCGGAUUGGCUGGUCAUUCCAUAGAAGAUCUCUCGAUGUAUGGGUCCAUGAAUGGGGCGCACGAGCUGGGAAAUAGUCCGCUGAACGGGCUGCAGAUGAGCCACGAACUUACGAAUCUGUUUGAAGCUGUUGGGGGAUUUGGUAAUUUUAUGGGGCCGUCUGGGACUGGAGCUAUGAAUGGGUUUGGACAUAAUGGGGAGAUUUCUAAUACGGGAGAGGGACUAUCGGGGGUAUUGGGGGAUGAGGGGGAAUUUGCACGAGUAAUACGAGAUCUGUUCUAG